AUGUCGGGAACAACUCAGCCCAAGCCGUUGCCGUUCUAUGCGCAGUUCACCGCCGGUGCCAUCGCCGGUGUCACCGAGCUGCUGUGUUUGUAUCCGCUCGAUGUGGUCAAGACGCGCAUGCAGCUGCAGGGCAAAGCCGAACUGCCUGGUCAGGAGCGAUACAAUGGCAUGGUGGAUGCUUUUCGCAAGAUCAUCAAGUCUGAAGGUGCUGGACGAUUGUACCGUGGGUUGGUGCCACCUCUGAUGCUCGAGGCACCUAAGCGUGCGGUCAAGUUUGCGGCCAACGAUUUUUGGGGCAAGACAUACAAGUCGCUCACGGGCCAGGAGAAGAUGACGCAGUCGCUUUCGGUUCUCACUGGAUGCUCUGCCGGAGCCACCGAGUCGAUUGUGGUUGUGCCGUUCGAGCUGGUCAAGAUCAGGCUGCAGGACAAGGCGCAAGCGCACCUCUACACGGGACCCAUGGAUGUGGUUCGCAAGAUCAUCCAAGCCGAUGGUCUUCUCGGCCUCUACGCUGGCUUGGAGUCGACGUUCUGGAGGCAUGUUCUGUGGAACGGCGGAUACUUUAGCGUGAUCCACGCGCUGCGUGCACAGAUGCCCAAGCCCCAGAGCAAGGGCGAACAGCUGCGCAACGAUUUCUUCUGCGGCGCUAUCGGCGGUACCAUCGGCACCGUACUCAACACCCCCGCCGACGUGGUCAAGAGCAGGAUCCAGAACACCCCCAACGUUAAAGGCGUGCCGAGAAAGUACAACUGGACCUUCCCCAGUAUGGCCAUGAUCGCCAAGGAGGAGGGUUUCGGUGCGCUCUACAAGGGCUUCACGCCCAAGGUGCUCAGACUGGCCCCCGGUGGUGGUGUCCUGUUGCUGGUCGUGGAGGUCGUGCUGCAGCAGUUCCGAACCGCUCUUGGCCCUCCGUACAUCUAA
This is a messenger RNA of Moesziomyces antarcticus, 921 nucleotides long. RefSeq names its product mitochondrial carrier. Bases 1 to 921 code for a protein of 306 amino acids. NCBI's taxonomy places the organism in Eukaryota, Fungi, Basidiomycota, Ustilaginomycetes, Ustilaginales, Ustilaginaceae. The record is from RefSeq and is a predicted model, not a curated record. The transcript is spliced from 2 exons. Gene Ontology annotation, biological process: transmembrane transport.